GAUUGAGGCAGGUGUCUUCUGUCAGACUCUUCCGACGUUUACAAUUGACAAACAUGAGAGGCUGGAGUGUGAAACUGACGAUCGUAUUAGUUGCGAUCGUGAUUGGGACCUCACAAGCACGACAGUCACGACUUGACGACGAAGAAAACCGUCUAAGUAAUUCCAAUGAUGACGUGCAAAGACGCAUCGACUUUCCCGACAAGUCAAUUCUCAACCGCGUAAUUCGAGCCGCUCUUGAAACGAGCGGUCGCGGCAGACGAGGAGAUCUGAUACCUGAGGCUAGCCAGCAGAUCAGCCACGUGGCUGAUCAUGAAUUACAAGUGGCUGCUGGUGGUCACGGAAAAGGCGAUGGAGGUAAGGGUGGAAAAGGCAAAGGUGGUGGGGGAAAAGGAUUUUCCAAGAGUCACAAAUCCGGACACGACAAGUCAGCUGGACACAAGAGCGGCAAAGGCUUCAAAAGCGACAAAGGUCACAAAUCUGGGCACAAAGCAGGGCACGGCAAAGGCGGUAAAAAGGGCCAUUUCGACAAAGGCCAUCACGACAAGAAAGGCGAUCAUCACAAGAAACACUCCAAAGGCCAUCACAAAAGCGGGAAGAAAGGAGGCAAAGGUCACAAAAAAGGCCACAAGGGACAUUUCGGAAAGGGUCACAGUAAAAAGGGCUUCAAGCACGAGAGCCACAAGAGCGAGUCUGGCGUAAAGAAGAAGUUCCACGACCACGGCGACAAGAAAGGCUUUCACGGCGGCCACGACCACUUCGACUCGUUCUUCAAGAGCGCCAAAGGCGGUGGACACAAGUCCGGCAAAUUCGGAGGCCAUAAGAAGCAUGACGGUCACGGCAAAAAAGGCUUCUUUGAAAAAGGCCACAAGGAAGGACACAAAAGCGGACACAAGAGUGGACAUGGGCACAAAGGCCACCACGGACACAAGAGUUCUCAUGGAAAGAGUGGCGGUCAUAAGAGUGGCAAGAGUAGUAAGCACUUUUCAGUGGUUGCUGCAUUUGGGCUGUUGGUAGUGGCAGCAGCUGCAGCAACAGACGUGCCUGUGGCAGACUUGCAGACUUCUGGCAGCGGAGUGAAAGUCGUCAAGACUUAUGACUUGCAGACUGCAGCGACUGGUUACUAUCACCCUUCUCACGACCACCACGACCAUCACGGCUACUCUAACGACCACCACGACGGUUACCACAACAACAUCGGCUACAAAGGCACGCACGGCUACAAAGGCAUCGAUGGCAAACACGGUCACGGCUACGGUAGCUUCGGCAAAGGCCAGGAUCUGGGAUUUUACGACAAAGGCGCAUCUCUGUACAAAGGCGACGACCACCAGAGCCACCUCAAAGGCGGACACGUAUCCGGAGCUCAUGGAAGCAAAGGCCAUCUUGCCGGAUCCAAAGGCCACGUCAACAAAGGACACAAAGAUAAGGGCUUCAAGAACGUGUACCACAAGGAGGAACAUGGCUUCUCCAAGGUCUUUGAAGACGAUGCAAACAAAAACUUGUUCCACUCGAACUACGACGAUGCAGAUAGAUUCCACAAGUCCCACAAGGCAGGAGGUUUCAAGGGAGGAAAAUUCAUUGAUGACAAGCACCACAACAAGUUCGGGUCCAAAGGCCACGACGCGCACGGUCACUUCCACGACGACUUUAAAGGCAACAAAGGCAUCCACGGUCACGACAGUCAAUACGGACACAAGUCCUCUUAUGGCCAACUCGGUGGACAUGGACACGGCCAUGGGCAUGGUUAUGGCCAUCACGGACACGGCUUUGGUGGUCUCGGAUUUGGUGGACACGGACAUGGAUUCGGUGGACGCGGUAUUGGUUUCGGCGGACACGGUCACGGAUUUGGUGGACAUGGAUUUGGCGGACAUGGUCUCGGAUAUGGCGGUCAUGGUCAUGGAUUCGGCGGACAUGCUCUCGGAUUUGGCGGUCACGGGUCUGGGUAUGGUCACGGAUCGAACUUCGUGGACGUUGACGGUCACGGCGGCGGCCACGGUGGAUUUUUGUACGGCCGCCCUGGAUUUGGCUACGGCAGCGCCCACCGUUUGGGGCACGGCAGCGGACUCGGUUUUGGUGGACAUGGACACGGAAUUUCCUUCACUAACAGUUACGGUCACUAACCGUACGGCCCUUGCCUUUGGAUGAACCGCACACUGAGAGAAAUGACUGAGACUUUGUCCAAAUAGCUUUGCACAUUUUGUCAUUGUAUUGGUAAUCUUGAUCCAAUUUGUCCUGGUAAAAUGGCGUAUCAGUGUUACGUGCAGAAAGUGUCUCACUAUUUAUACAAUAUGAUCCGUUCAUUUUUCUUAGUGCGAAUAAAAUCAUCCAUUGAAUGAUUUUCCCGUGUUGAACUCUUGAAUAUUUAUACUGAAUAAUUUUUCCCCUCUACAUCUAUGCCUAUUCCCCUCUACAUCUUUUCAGUCCAAUAAUUAAAUCCAGAUUUCGCCCCCAUUUGGUAGUACGCGCAACAAAAGCUAAAUAUGAAUCACAAUUUCAACAUAAAUUAUUCAUAUCUGUGACUGAAAUUGAAACGAACGAAAUAUUUUUCAAUAGCUCCACAAUGUUAUUCUCAUGGAUCACUGUGAAAACUUUAAAGAAAUCCUUGUGAUAAAUUGUUAAAUAAUUUUUUUAAUGCCAGCUCUGGUUAUUCGUAUCGAGGUGAAUGAACUUCAGCCUCUUCAUUUUAGACUGAAAACCAAAGUGAGUGUUGAAAUUUUCUUUGUUCCAAAAAUCUACCACUAAUAACAAAUAAAUAGAUUUUAUAAAAUCUCUUGACACGAAUAAUUAUGACCUGGAAGGAUGUUCACUCUGGAGGAACUGACCGAUUACGAAUAUUAUUCAAUAAAAAAGUUUCAUGAAAAAA
Messenger RNA from Hyalella azteca, 2860 nucleotides. Its product is annotated as hornerin. The record is from RefSeq and is a predicted model, not a curated record. The transcript is spliced from 12 exons. NCBI's taxonomy places the organism in Eukaryota, Metazoa, Arthropoda, Malacostraca, Amphipoda, Hyalellidae. Bases 54 to 2117 code for a protein of 687 amino acids.